This is a messenger RNA of Paramecium sonneborni, 2933 nucleotides long. The record is from the annotation of a GenBank genome assembly. Lineage: Eukaryota; Ciliophora; Oligohymenophorea; Peniculida; Parameciidae.
AUGGAGAUAGCGGCGUAUUCAAAGUUUUACAGCCCUAAAGUUAAUUUUUAAAAAGCUUUCAUUAAUUUGAAAAGAAAUAAUCCUAAGACAUUCAAAACAUUAAUUCAAGAUUAGAUUUAGAAAAUUGAUUCUCAAAAAAUAAUAGAAGAUUAUAAAGAGAAAAGUAGACAACGUUAAUGUAAUAACAUUUAAUAAUUUAUAAAGAAACAACUAGAUUUUUGAGAUCACGCUAAUAAGCAUCUUAAAAUUGUCUAUAAAGUAUUGUAAUUGAUAGUUUUGAGAAAAAAAAUUUUUUAUCUUCACCUACAUCUCCUGCUACUCCUAGACAUAAUUCUGUAACAGGAGAAAAGUCUAUCAAUUUCAAUACUACAUACACUUAAAAAAGACGAUAAAUGCAGUAAAUAGAAAAUUUAUUUACAGAAUAAAUUAAUAACGAAAAUAGAAAUUCUCUCCUUGAAUAAACGGAAAAAUUUAUUGCAGAAACUCUAUCAUAAGAAUUUAGAGAAUUAGGAUCAUUAUUUAAUAAAUUUAUGUAAGCUAAAAAUAAUGAAUUAAAUGAGUAAUAAAUAGAUUUAAAUAACAACGAAAAAAAAUAAGAAAUUUUAAAACAGGAAGAAAUUCUUAGAAUUGAUAGAAAUUUUAAUUAAAAAAAAGUGUAAUAUGAAUUACAAAUUUAUAAUCUUAAUCAAGAAGUCGCAUAACUGCAAUCUAAAAUAAAAGAUAUUGAAACUAAUUUUAUUAUUAUAGUUGAUAAAAACAAUUAAUUAACAAAUAAACUAACUUUAAAAAUGAAAGAAAUUAGCUUAAAACAUUAAUAAAUAGUAAAAUUAUAAGAAGAUAAAAACUAUCUUAUAAGAAAAAUUAAAAUUUUAAAUUCUAGAAAUAAAUAAUCUAUGGGUAAUUCAUAAAGGGAAGAAGCUUUAGAUGAUAUUGAUAGUAUCAAGCGAUCCAUUGAUUCAUUAUCAAAUUCAUAGAAUUUAGAAAAAAUGAUGAUGAUUAAAUCUGAUUCAUUUUCUUUAGACAACUAUUCAGAUAGCAUUGAUAUGGGUGAAUAUCGAUUAGAUGAAGUAAUAUUAAAUCAUGAUGCAAUUAUUGAAUAUCGAUCAUAAGAAACUUAAACUACAUUUGAAUUGUUGUGUAAUCUCUAUUCUGUUACUGAAACAUAAACUUAUAUUACUCUACUUGAUAAAAAAUAUGAAGUAAUUAAUCAAGAUUUCAUUGAUAAUGCCCUUCAUUAUAUAGAUUUUUUUCUAUCAUUAAAUGAAGAAAUCUCGACUGAUAAUCCAUUUAAAUCCAAUUAGGAAUAUACUUAAUCUGUAUAUGAAAAUUAAUAUAAUACUAUGAUGAUAUCUUAAUAACCUACUUCUAUCACUAAUAUAAUCGAUAAGAAUUUCUAAUCUAAUAAAAAUGAUUUAGUGCCUUUUAUGAAGUAUUUGCAUGAAAGAUAAUUAGAAAAUGAGAAAAUAUCUAUAUUUUAAAAAUAAGAAAUUUCGGAAUUAAAUUCUCAAUUAAUUUAAAUAGUAAAAGAUAAAGUAGAAAUUAAAGAUGAAAACUAUUAAUUAAAAAAUGAAAUAUAAGAAUUAUUAAAAAGAUUAGAACUUUUAGAAAAUUAAUCCAAUCUAUAACGUCCUCUUGAAAUUUUAUCAGACACUGAAAUUUAAAUAGAUGAGACUAAAUUAAAGAAAACAUCAAGUAAAUAAGGAAGAAAAAUCAGAACAAUUAGAAAUUUAGGAAGCAAAGUAAUUAAUUUAAUUAAAAAAAUAGAUUUCAAUCUCUUAUGAGUUUCAAAGAAAUUAAUCAAGAUUAUUAAUAGAAAAAGUAAAAAAUAAAACUCCAUCUAAAUUUACAAAUUAUAUGCCAAUAAAAUUAGUACUUAAAUUCAUUUUUACAAUCUAUUAAGAUAAAAUAUAUAAUCAAAGAGAAAAUAAACUUUUAAGAGACUAAGAUUUGGCAUCAUAUAUUUAUAACUAUUUUUUACAAUAGUUUGGAUAUACGAAAAUAACAGAGUAAAGAUUUUUAAUUCUAAUUUUAUCAAUCAAAAAAUAUUUAAAUGUCAUAAGAGUCAAUAUAUUUGCCAAAUUUUUAGGAUUAUUAGAAGAUAAAGUUAAUUAUACUGUAGAGGAAUAAUAAAAAUAUCUUUAAGCACAUGAAUUUAUCCAAAACUAACAUUAAUUAGGUGUAUAAGUUAAAGAUAAUGAAUAUAAUUUGAAAUUUUAUGUGCCAUAUUUAAGAGCUCUUGCUUAUGUGUCUAGUUUAUAAAAUUGGUAUUUUUCUGGUGAAGAAAUGUAUUAUUUAAAAUAAGAAAUUGAAUUAUUAAAAGAAUAAGAUGAUAAAAAUAAAAGUGGAAUAAUAGAUUUUGAUUAGAUGAUGCUUAGAGUACUUGUAGUAUUUAGAAAUAAUAUUGAAAAAACAAAAUUAUACGUUAUAAAUUCAUUUAAUGCAUGUGAUUUAGAUGGAAAUGGAUUUGUGGAUAUUAAUGAAUGGCUUUUAUUAAAUAAAUAUAUAGAACCUUAAAAAUAUGAUGAAACUAAACUUAUAGAAAUAUUUGAAGAUGCUGCUGACAUGUAAUUAGAUGAUGAGAAAUAUCUAUCAUUUGAUAGAUUUUCAAUCUUAUGCAUGGAAUCAGAAUUAUUUAGUGAUGAAUAAUAAAAUAAGUUUCUCAAAGUUCGAAGUAAUUUUAUUAUUUCAUUUUAGAUAAUUCUGAAGUAGAGUAAAAAUUUUGUGAAUUAAGAAAGGUUUGGCUUAAUGAGUAUGUUUAAACAUUAAAUAAAAUCAAAAAACAUCCUAAAUUAGAGGAUGAUGAAUAGAAACAUUGGAUUUAAAUUUUAAAUAUUUUAAAUGAGAAGAUUUUAUUGAAUCCCCAAUAAAGCAAACCUUUAAUUAUUUCCUUCAAAAUACUCUAAGGGGAGAUUUAAUCAAAUAUUAAAAAUUGA